AUGCAACGGUUCAGCCGUCACCCAUCAUUCAUCACCCAUCAUCACCACCGUCUCAUCACUCACUCACUCACUCUACCCCACUCCACUCCACCACUUGACCCAACACACACACACACAUUCGCGACUCCCAACUUCCCUUCCCAUUGA
Messenger RNA from Colletotrichum lupini, 147 nucleotides. RefSeq lists its product as uncharacterized. The transcript has a single exon. The record is from RefSeq and is a predicted model, not a curated record. NCBI's taxonomy places the organism in Eukaryota, Fungi, Ascomycota, Sordariomycetes, Glomerellales, Glomerellaceae. Bases 1 to 147 code for a protein of 48 amino acids.